AUGGAUCAAAGACGAAUAUUGUUGAUAUUAUUGUUGGAGAUGUGGCAUUUAGAGACCAUGUGUGCUUGCACGAUUCUUGUGCUUAUGAUGCUAAAAAAUAUGAGAAGAAAUCGAGGACUUUUAGAAAGACGUUCCCUCAAUAACCGUUCGUUUGUUAGACAUGAGAAUCGAUUACGUUAUUUGAACAGUAUAUUAGGCAAUGAUAGAGAAUGUGUGAGUGAACUAAGAAUGGAUUUAAAGACAUUUGGUUUAUUAUGUGAUUUGCUUCGCACGGAUGGAAGGUUAAAGAAUGACGGUUUGGUGACUGUGGAGGAGCAAGUAUGUAUGUUCUUGCAUAUGCUUGCUCAUCAUGUUAAGAAUCGUACUAUUAGAAAUAGAUUUGUUCGAUCAGGAGAGACUAUUAGUAGGUACUUCAAUUCCGUGUUACAAGGCAUUUUAAGAUUACAAGGUAGCCUAUUGAGAGUACCGGAACCUGUAGGUGAUAACUGCACAGAUCAUAGAUGGAAAUGGUUUAAGAAUUGCUUGGGAGCACUAGAUGGAACAUACAUUAAAGUGCGAGUAGCUGAAACCGAAAAACCGAGAUAUCGGACUAGAAAGGGAGAAAUUGCAACAAAUGUAAACGUAAUAGAACGUUGCUUUGGGUUGCUAAAAGCUAGAUGGGGCAUACUAAGGAGUCCAUCUUUUUAUCCAAUAAAGACACAAUGUCGAAUAAUUACGGCUUGUUGUCUUUUACAUAAUCUCAUUAGGAGGGAGAUGUCUAGAGAUCCACUAGAGUAUGAAAUAAAUGAAAUUGAAGAGACGGAAAAUGUGAUAGAAGGUGAUAUGGUUGGCACCAUUGGAGCAUCGGAUGAAUGGACUACUUGGAGGAAUGACUUGGCGUUCCAAAUGUAUAAUGAGUGGCAAGGAAAUGCGAAUAACUAG
Molecule: messenger RNA, 921 nt
Organism: Prunus dulcis (almond)
Lineage: Eukaryota; Viridiplantae; Streptophyta; Magnoliopsida; Rosales; Rosaceae
Exons: 3
Coding region: 1-921 (306 amino acids)
Source: RefSeq, a predicted model, not a curated record